UGCUCCAGGGCUGUGCAUGAGCAAACUGAUUCUAUGUUGAUUAGUCAGAUGAGCCCAAACCCUGUGGUUUCCUAGGUGCUGAAGCUCAUGGGUCUCAGGCUAUAAAACCAGGCAGGGAGCUGCUGGAGACCCAAAUUGCAACCCAGGCUGGAAGGGGAUUGGCGAAGCUGAGAACUCCAACAUGAGACAGCCCUGCAACCUCUUAAUCCUGCUCACUCUGCUGUCCCCCACUUCCACUCAUGCUGGAGCUUCAUGGUGUGAGAUUGUAGGGGGGCAUGAAGCCAAGCCCCACUCCAGACCCUACAUGGCCUAUCUGAAGACGACCAAUUUGGAUUUCUGUGGGGGAUUUCUGGUACACCCAGGCUGGGUGAUGACGGCUGCUCACUGCAAGGGGAACCUGACAGUCAUCUUAGGAGCUCACAAUAUCCACAAGCAAGAGAACUCCCAGCAAACGUUCGCGGUUCAGAGCUACCACCCGCACCCCGCCUACCAAGAACAUCCUAAAGACUAUGACAUCCUUUUGCUGAAGCUGAAGGGGAAAGCCACAGAAAACAAAUACGUCAGUGCCAUUGGCCUGCCCAAGGCCAAAAGAAAUGUCGCCCCGAGGAGCCAGUGCAGCACAGCUGGAUGGGGCCAUAUCAACAAGGGAAAAGCAACCGACAAGCUAUUUGAGACCAACGUCUUCAUCUGGUCACCAAAGGAAUGCCGCGCUGUUAACCCCGGGAUAAUUAAUGGCAUCAUCUGUGCAUCCAGCAAACAGCGGGUGAAGAACUGCAGCCAGGGGGAUGGUGGUAGCCCUCUAGUCUGCAAUGGGACAGCAGAAGGAAUCUUCUCCUAUGACUUCAACAACCCUCCUGGUUUUUACACUAGCAUUGCCUCCCACCUUCACUGGAUUAAGACAACCAUGAAAAAACAAACAGGAGAGGAAGAGGCUGAACCUUCUCCUGCAUCAUCGGCUGCCUUUGAAAGUUAGGCAUUUCCUUGUGCUGCAUUCGGUGGCUUUUUCCCUGCCCUUUUCUGGGGCGCUGAGUGGCAAGUUAGGGCUAAGACAAGAAGUGGUGCUGAUGGGGAGCCUCCCCUUGUCCUUGUCACAAAAAAAAAAA
Molecule: messenger RNA, 1103 nt
Organism: Chelonoidis abingdonii (Abingdon island giant tortoise)
Lineage: Eukaryota; Metazoa; Chordata; Testudines; Testudinidae
Product: mast cell protease 1A-like
Biological process (GO): proteolysis
Molecular function (GO): serine-type endopeptidase activity
Source: RefSeq, a predicted model, not a curated record